Juglans regia (Persian walnut) is the source of this 468-nucleotide messenger RNA. RefSeq lists its product as uncharacterized. The record is from RefSeq and is a predicted model, not a curated record. NCBI's taxonomy places the organism in Eukaryota, Viridiplantae, Streptophyta, Magnoliopsida, Fagales, Juglandaceae. Bases 1 to 468 code for a protein of 155 amino acids. The transcript is spliced from 2 exons.
AUGAAGGUCAACUUUGAAUCUUUUAAAGAGGUAAUAGAGCAUGCCUUAUCAAACUUCAACGAAGAAGAAGCAGAAGAGCUUGCAUGUACAGCAUAUAAGGUGUGGAGGAGAAGGAAUACUUCUGUAUUUGAAGAGAAAUUCGAGGACCCCUCAAGGGUGGUUCUGUCCGCAUCUCAUCUUUUAAAGGAGUUCAAGGAGGCAAAUUAUAGCAAGCUGUUGGGAGAACAUGAAAAUCUGGUGUUUCAUGCUCGCAUGAAGCAUAUCGAAAUUGACUAUCAUUUUGUUCGAGAACAAGUGCAGCGCAAGGCUUUAGAUGUUCGCUUCAUCUCCAGCAAGGAUCAGCUUGUUGAUGUCCUUACAAAGUCGUCAUCCUCUCAACGCUUCAACUUUCUCAGGAGCAAGCUCAACGUUCUUCCAAUACCGUUUAGCUUGAGGGGGGAUAUUGAACACUCACCAAAUAGAUCAUGA